Messenger RNA from Calliphora vicina (urban bluebottle blowfly), 840 nucleotides. Its product is annotated as cold shock domain-containing protein CG9705. Lineage: Eukaryota; Metazoa; Arthropoda; Insecta; Diptera; Calliphoridae. Bases 218 to 625 code for a protein of 135 amino acids. The transcript is spliced from 4 exons. Gene Ontology annotation, cellular component: cytoplasm. The record is from RefSeq and is a predicted model, not a curated record. Gene Ontology annotation, molecular function: mRNA 3'-UTR binding. Gene Ontology annotation, biological process: regulation of mRNA stability.
AUUAAAAAAAAUUGGUAACUCCAUGACUUUCAUAAGUAACGCGAAAAUUAAAUCGCACUGAUUUUUGCUAAUUUAUUUUUAUUAGAAUAAUUUGUUAUACCAGAAAAGUGUACAAUAUUUAUCCGAAAGUCAAUUAAUUUAACAAAAACGACACAGAGCCGCUGACGCCAUUUACAAUUUGCUGUUUUCCAUUGGAUUAAUAUAGAAAAGGCGUAAAAUGUCGGAAACACCAAGCACUCCCGAAAAACUUACCCCCGGUAAGCCACCAAUAUAUCGUCGUAGUAGCAGUGGCAGUCCACAUUCAACAUUGCAACUUCCAAGUCCUAUUAUAACUAAACGCACAAGAACUGCAUCAACAUCGGCUCGUGCUUUGGAAAAUCCCUUAGUUACCGGAAUAGUCAAGUCUUUUAGUCGCACCAAAGGCCAUGGUUUUAUAGCACCUAAAUCAGGUGGAGACGAAAUAUUUUGUCACAUAUCGGACAUCGAAGGUGAAUAUGUCCCUAUGGAGGGGGAUGAAGUCAAGUAUCGCUUAUGUGCUAUACCACCCAAAUACGAAAAAUUCCAAGCUGUGCACGUUAAUAUCAUUAAUUUGACACCUGAGGUCCAUCACAAAUGGGAGGAAUAAGCCCUUUCUGUAUGAUAUUGAUGAUACUAAUCAAAAAAAAUCAAUUGUGUUUUUCAAGAAUUUAAAACACUAAUACGAAAAUAAUGCCUGCCGUCAAAAAUUCUAAUGUUUAACAUAUAAUAUACGUUAAAAAAACAAUAAUGCCUCGUUUUAUUAGCCAGUUGUAAAAGAUACAUACAUUUUUAAGAACAAUAAAUAAAGAUUUUUUCUAGCAA